AAGGUGAACGUGCGCUUGCACCUUCACCCGACUGCAAUUUGUAUGGGCAGCCAAACGCUGGCGAGAGGCGUCGUCUCCGUCUCCAGAACCCGCCCGCCGCCGCGCACCUCUAACAGUGCCCGCGACCACUCCUCCGCUGCCGCCGCGAGCAUCCUGCGGCUCGAAGCCCCCGCUGCCGCCUCGGCCAUCUACCUAUGGAACAGGCUGCUCGGCCUCCUCUCCUCCCGAGGCAGGCCCGGGCCGCCCCACCUCGCCCACAGGGUGUUCGACGCAGUGCCCCAGCGGGACACCGUCUCGUACAACACGCACAUCGCGUGCCUCUCCCGCGCUGGGUGCGGGCACGCGGAGCGCGCGCGUGCCUACGUGCGGAUGCUCCGUGAGGAUGGUAUCAGGCCCACCGGGACCACCCUCUCGGCCCUCGUUGCUCUGAGUGGCGGCGGCGACGCGGCUAGCCGCGGCUUUGUCCCGCAGGUCCACGCCCACGCGGUGUGGCUCGGGCUCUGCUCCAACGCGUUCGUGGGGAGCGCGCUGGUGCGGGCGUACGAGCGGUGCGGGGACGCGGAUCCCAUGUUCGACGUGUUCCAGGAGAUCGACGAGCCGGACGUCGUGUGCUGGAACGUCAUGAUCGACGCGUGUGCACGGCGUGGGAGCUCGCGGCUUGCUGUGGAGGUGCUGUCCAUAAUGCGCAGGGGUGGAGGCGUCGCUGACGGCUUCACGCUGGCGAGCAUCCUGAAGGCGUGUUCCCACGGUGAGGAUCUGGGGCUUGGCAUGCAGCUCCACGCGUGCGCCUGGAAGGUUGGCUUCGAGUCAGAGACGGCAACCUGCAAUGCUCUCAUAACGAUGUAUCUGAAAUGUGGAGGAGUGAGUUCAGUUGUCGUCGCCUUUGACAGGAUCACAGAGCCAAACAUAAUCUCUUGGACGGCCAUGAUUGCCGGGUUGGUGCAGAAUGACCUUGCCAUGGAAGCGGUAGGCUUCUACAAACAAAUUGUGAGGGUUGGGGAGAAGGAGGAUGACUUCUGCUUCACUAGUGUGGUCUCUGCUUUUGGCGCCCUUACGAGUAUGGAGCAUGGAAAGAUGGUACAUUGUCGGGUCACGUGAUACUCGGGA
Molecule: messenger RNA, 1107 nt
Organism: Phragmites australis (common reed)
Lineage: Eukaryota; Viridiplantae; Streptophyta; Magnoliopsida; Poales; Poaceae
Product: pentatricopeptide repeat-containing protein At4g33170-like
Exons: 1
Coding region: 43-1098 (351 amino acids)
Biological process (GO): RNA modification
Molecular function (GO): protein binding; RNA binding
Source: RefSeq, a predicted model, not a curated record